CUCCGCCUUGCUUCUGUCAGAAGCUCCGCACCCUCGGGGAGGAGGUGGAGGGAAGUUAGGAGCCCGGCUAGGGAACUGUGAAGGGUUAGGUAAAGCCUGCUACCAGUGCUUUGUUGAAAUUUCAUAUGGACAUUGCAAGGAAAAUGAAGCUCCCUAUUUUUAUAGUAGACGCAUUCACAGCGAAAGCAUUUCGUGGAAAUCCUGCUGCUGUUUGCCUCCUAGAAAAUAAAUUGGAUGAAGACAUACAUCAGAGCAUUGCCAAGGAAAUGAACCUCUCUGAAACAGCCUUUGUCCAGAAACUCCAACCCACCGACAACUUUGCACAAAGUUCCCGCUUUGGACUAAGGUGGUUCACGCCUGCAAGUGAGGUUCCACUGUGUGGCCACGCCACCCUGGCUUCUGCAGCUGUGCUGUUUCACAAACAAAACAACAUGAAUAGUACUCUCACCUUUGACACUCUGAGUGGGGAACUGAAGGCCACUAGAGCAGAGGAUGGGAUCGUCAUGGAUUUUCCUCUUUACGCGGCCCACCCCCAGGACGCCCAUGAAGUAGAGGCCUUGAUAAAGACUGCCAUCGGGGACACACUGGUUCAGGAUGUCCGCUAUUCUCCAGACACCCGAAAACUGCUUGUGCGACUCAGUGACAGUUAUGACAGGUCAUUUCUGGAGAACCUGAAAGUGAACACCAGCAAUCUGCUGCAAGUUGAAAACAUGGGGAAGGUGAAAGGACUCAUUCUGACCCUUAAAGGAGAGCCUGAUGGGAAGACCCCAGCUUUUGACUUUUACUCCAGAUAUUUUUCACCGUGGUUUGGUGUGGCUGAAGAUCCUGUAACAGGAUCAGCACACACUGUUCUGAGCAGCUACUGGUCCGAGGAGCUGGGCAAGAAAGAAAUGCGGGCCUUCCAGUGUUCCUGCCGAGGAGGAGAACUGAAGCUCUCCCUGCGAGUGGGUGGACGCGUGGACAUCAGGGGAGAUGCCACCAUUGUGCUGGAGGGCACGCUGAGUGUCUAGGCAUGGUGCCCUGGGAUGACAUUCUCUGGUGGGAGAAGGCUCAGUGUGCAAGAAACGCCAGUUGCUGCCUUUAGCUGACUGACAUUGUGGACAGCAGCCAGCUUGACCUCUGUGCUAAAAACUGAAGAUGCAGACAUUUUACCACGCUUGCAGAUGAAUUA
This is a messenger RNA of Ochotona princeps (American pika), 1171 nucleotides long. RefSeq names its product phenazine biosynthesis like protein domain containing (gene PBLD). Lineage: Eukaryota; Metazoa; Chordata; Mammalia; Lagomorpha; Ochotonidae. Gene Ontology annotation, molecular function: isomerase activity. The transcript is spliced from 10 exons. The record is from RefSeq and is a predicted model, not a curated record. Gene Ontology annotation, cellular component: cytoplasm. The coding region runs from base 126 to 1010 and encodes 294 amino acids. Gene Ontology annotation, biological process: biosynthetic process.